ACUCGUUCAGUCAUAUAUAAAUGAAUAAAAACUCAAGGUAAAUUAUCAAAACCGAAAGUUGAAGGCUUUCAGAAUGAAAUUUUUACUCGUUUUCUCAACUUUUUUUUUCGUUACAGUUUUUGCAACCAUACCUCUUAAGCUCGACCUAUCUAGACUUGGAGACCCGUGCAAAGGGAGUGAUGAACAUUGCUUCAAAAGAAAGUUUACCCUUCUUCUUCCACUUCUAAUUCAACAUCUUGGAAUACCACUAACGAUCCCAAAACUAAAGUUAGGAUAUGGUAAAGGUGUCUUACAACUGGAUCAGACUUAUGAACAUAUGAAAAUUGAUGGUCUCAAUAAAGCAGAUGUUAUUGAUUCGAAAUUAGAUUUAGCAGUGGGUAAACUUGCCUUGUUUUUAAAGGCCAAAGAAAUAAAGAUACAAACAAAAUACAACAUCAAUGGAAGAUGUUUGGCACUGCCAAUUUGGGGCAAAGGAGAUGCCACAAUCAUUAUAAAAAAUGUAGAAAUCCAUUUGGAUCUUGCAAUCGGUCUAGACAAUGGAAAGAUCAAUCUACAUACAUGUAAAUUACCCAUUAAAGCAGGCGGAGCUCACUUCAAAUUCAGCAGUUUGUUUGGUGAAGCCAGAAAGAAAAUUUUGACACCACAAUUCGAAAAAGUCUUCAACGAUAAUGCUCCACUUGUGUUAUAUGAGCUGCUACCAGAAUUCCAAAUUCAACUAGAGAAACAUUUCAAUGUUUUGUUGAAACCCCUAUUGGCAGACCUUCCUUUAGAUGCAAUAUUACUCAUACCAGUUUUGGCUUAGAGAAAAUAUAUGGAUAUAUGAAAAUAUAAAAAAAUAUAAUCCACCUAUAAUUGA
Messenger RNA from Harmonia axyridis, 856 nucleotides. Its product is annotated as circadian clock-controlled protein daywake-like. The coding region runs from base 74 to 802 and encodes 242 amino acids. The record is from RefSeq and is a predicted model, not a curated record. NCBI's taxonomy places the organism in Eukaryota, Metazoa, Arthropoda, Insecta, Coleoptera, Coccinellidae. The transcript is spliced from 5 exons.